GAAAGAUUGUGUAAACAGCCAUGAAAGCUUUCUUAUUCAGUAGUGAAUUGGCAUAUCAGAACUUUGGAAAGGCAGCCAUAGCCAAAACCUUCAUUUCCUUCAUUUUAUUCAUAUCUUCCUUUAUUAUUUAUGUUAUUAGGAUUUAUCACUAUUACCACAAAAGAAAGCCCUUAGCCUUGAGGCUGCCACCAGGCCCAAAGCCAUGGCCACUCCUUGGCUGCCUUCCAGCAAUGUUAUUGAGGAAAAAAAACUCACCAACACACCAAUGGAUUCAUGAAGUAAUGAAGCAAUUCAAUAAUGAAAUUGCAUGCAUCCGUCUCGGAUCAAAUACUCAUAUAAUCCCUGUUGCUUCUCCCGAGUUGGCUCUUGAAUUUUUAAAGACAUACGAUUCCGUCUUCGCAUCACGACCGAUAAUUUCCAUCACUGCCCAGAUGUUGAGUUAUGGAUUCCUCGGUACAGUUGUUUUGCCGAUAGGGGAUCAAUGGAAGAAGAUGAGAAAGAACCUUGCUUCUCAUGUUUUCAAUCCAUCGACCCUCCAUCGAAUUCUUGGACAAAGAUUAAAGAAAGCUGAUACUCUUCUAUGCUACGUCUUUAGCCUCACUAGAAGCUGUGAAGCGAUCAAUAUAAGAAGCAUUACACAACAUUAUUGCAACAACAUUAUUAGAAGAAUGAUAUUCAAUAGAAGAUAUUAUGGAAAAGGAAGGGAAGAUGAGGGGCCAUCUUUUGAAGAAGAAUACCAUAAUCAAGCAUUGCUUACGAUUCUAAUGCAUACUUAUGCAUUUUCUGUAUCGGAGUUUAUGCCUUGUUUGAAGCCAUUUGAUUUGGAUGGACACCGGAAGAUAGUAAAAGGGGCCUUGAAUGUCAUAAGAAACUAUGAUGAACCAAUAAUAGAGGAAAGUGUUCAAGAAUGGAGAGAUGGGAGGAGAAACGAGGUGGAGGAUAUUCUUGAUAUCCUUAUCUCACUCAAAAAUGAGAAUGGUACAUCGAUGUUGUCAAUCGAAGAGAUUAGUGCUCAAAUCACGGUAGGUAUAACCAUUUUUUCAUCUAUUGUAGAGGAUUUCACAUUGGAAAUAUGA
Molecule: messenger RNA, 1076 nt
Organism: Benincasa hispida (wax gourd)
Lineage: Eukaryota; Viridiplantae; Streptophyta; Magnoliopsida; Cucurbitales; Cucurbitaceae
Source: RefSeq, a predicted model, not a curated record